Messenger RNA from Mauremys reevesii (Reeves's turtle), 3025 nucleotides. RefSeq names its product zinc finger FYVE-type containing 19 (gene ZFYVE19). Gene Ontology annotation, biological process: abscission; mitotic cytokinesis checkpoint signaling. The coding region runs from base 408 to 1697 and encodes 429 amino acids. The record is from RefSeq and is a predicted model, not a curated record. Lineage: Eukaryota; Metazoa; Chordata; Testudines; Geoemydidae. The transcript has 12 exons. Gene Ontology annotation, cellular component: midbody; cleavage furrow; centrosome. Gene Ontology annotation, molecular function: metal ion binding; phosphatidylinositol-3-phosphate binding.
UCCAUCGGGCCCUGCGCUGCCAUUGCUGGGUUCUUGGCUAUCUCGGGUGCUGGUGGGAUGUGGGCAGCAAAGUCUCCGAGCCGUAAACUGCAGCGGGAGUAUUAACCCCUUCCGCUAGAGUCGGUGAUGCGAGGGUCUGGGCAGGGUUGUCUGUAAAAGUUAAACAAGGAUCAGAUCCUUUCUUCUCUCUCUGCUGAAAGAAUCUGGGACCAUCAUUUCUACAACCAGCUGUGCAGCAAGUAAACUCUGAAGUGCCAUAAUUCAUCAUCUCCCCCAACACGCUGCUGCCUCUGAAGGAGAAGAAUAUUCCAAGACGGCUCUGUCUGGACAAAUAGACAGUUUAUCUCCUGAAGCUAUUUCUUUUUGUAUAUCUGUGAGAGAGUGAGCGUGCGUUCUCCAUUAGCACUAUGGAUAGAAGGUGUUAUGGCUGUGCAUCCAAGUUUACUCUCUUCAGAAAAGAGUGUGGGUGCAAGAACUGUGGGCGGGCAUUCUGCUCAGGCUGCCUUGGGUUCAGCGCCCUUGUUCCACGUUACGGGAAUACUCAGCAGAAGGUGUGCAAGCAGUGUCAUGGGGAGCUAAGCAGAGGAGUGUCUCAGACUAGUACAGCUAGAUGGUCUCCACCAGAGAACUACAAAAAGCGUGUAGCAGCUCUUGAGGCUAAGCAGAACCAGCCGACGGGUCCGCAGAAAGGCCCUGUGAAACCCCAAGGUGGGGCAGGCUCCAGAUAUCAGGGGCUGUCAAAGGAGGAUCGAGCUAUUGCAGAGAGGCUGGAGAGGCUCAAGGAGGAAACAAAGCCCAAGUCUGUCCCGUCUCAAGCUGAGAUAGAAUCUAGGCUUGCAGCACUGAAGGAUGACCCCAGCAAACCCAUUCCAUCCACACAGGAAAUGGAAGAACGUCUGGCUGCCCUGCAGGGAAGAGCCCUUCCAUCCAAAACUCCCAGACCGGUGCACCAGCCCCCUGAUACCAGAACCCAAGUUCAACAGUCUGAUGACCUGUUGACACAGCUGGCUGAGGAAGUUGCCAUUGAUGAGAGUUAUAGUCCAGGAGCCCAGCCUCAAGCUGUUAAUACCCAGACCCUGAAUGAUCUCAAUCGGAGAAGAGAGGGUGGCAUCAGCACUGCUGAUCUGGACCCAAAACAGCUGGAGGAGGAGAAGAAUAAACUUCUGGCAGAGGCUGCUGCUGAGCUGAGGGAGGAGAACACUAGGGAGGAGAAAAUCCUAGAAGUUGCAAAGAAACUGGCAGCACUCAGAGGCCAGGACCCCGAGAAAGUUACUCUGGAAGAUUAUAAGCUCCCUGACAGUGAUGAGGAGCUGACUGAGGAAGAAGCCAUUCAGCGAGUCCUAAAACAGCUCACUGAGGAAGCAGCUCUGGAUGAAGCAAGUGGCUUCAACAUCCCUGCCGAUCAGGCCACCCACCCAGCAACCUCACAGCAGAACACAACCAAGGAAGCAAAGCUAAAGAUCCAAGCUCCAACUGCCACAGCUAGUGCUAAGAAACCCAUCCCAAUUGCUAAGGCAGAAGACAGUGAUGAGGAGGAGUUACCAUGGUGCUGUAUCUGCAACGAAAAUGCCACAUUGCGCUGCCAUGACUGCGAUGAUGAUCUCUACUGCCAGCGAUGCUUCCGGGAAGGCCAUGAUGAGUUUGACCGGAAGGAGCACUGCACAUCUAGCUAUCGUCCUCCUUGUAAGCAGAAAUGAGUCCUUGAGCUGUGAAAAGGGAAGAAGAUGCAAAACAGAGAUACAGAGGGAGUUGUCAAGAUGGGAAGAGUCCACGAGGGCAUGUGCUUGCUACCAAAACAGAGGAUCUUUUGAACAAUUUGAGGAACCUCUGUAAUUCUAGAGAAGCUUGGUGAAAAUGUGACUCCCCUCCCCAAGCAUAGCCAGGGAAACAUGGCUGGGAAUGAAGUGCAUGCUCUGCAUACAUGAGAGUUUAAGCCAGUGGAACAUUAGAAAAUGGAUGAGUUGAUAUAAAUGUAAAUAGCGUGAGUUUAAAACAGGGGGCAUUUGGAUGAUGGUAAAGCUAGGGAAAGAGCAUGAAUUUAAGCCAUUGUGAGGCCGCGUGAUGAAUAAUUUCCUGCUUUUGCUAAUAAUUUACACAUUUUGUUCAAAAAAGAUGACAAGGCAAGUUAAAUUAAGAAAAGAUAAAAUUCUUCAUGGCUUGAUCAGAUAGGUGAUAAGAAUCUCCGAAGUGUAAUAAAGGAAUGUGUGUAGGGAAAGCUCUUGAGAAUUUCUGAAAUUAUUUUACAGGGUGUCAUCCUGCAGUCAUGCCCUGUGACCUCAGUUCUAAUGCCAGAUGGAUCAAAAAAUGAAAUGAAAGGCCUUGCUGUUUUUUGAUAUACUCUGGCUGGAUGUGAGAGGACAUGAGGUGACCUAAAACUGUAGUAUUGCGUUGCUGGGGGCUUGCUAAACAGCAGCUGUGUUCUUCCCCAGUAGUGGCUGCAUUUUAUUGGUGGAUGAUGUCAUUCCUGUAUCUGAAAAGCAUUCUGGAGUCCGUCAGGAUGGAAGGUGCUUUAUAAAUGUAAAAUACUAAUAAUGAGCUGAAUUCUGUUGUCAAAUAGGUAUGUGAGAAUUCUGUUGAAGUCAAUGAGAGUUGUACACAUUUGUCUGAGAGCAGAAUUUGGCCUGAUUCUAAUAAUUGUAUCACUGGUAGACUAAAGAUACUACCCGCUGCUAUCUCCACUUCCCCCACAUAUUUCUGUUCCUAUGAAUGAAUACAUUAAAUGGAGCUCUAUUCUUGCCCAUCUCUGGUGCCUGUCCUGGUGCACGUCACAGAUCCCUAAGACCAAAGUCAUUGGGGUUAUGCACUGACCUGGCAAAAUUCACUCUCUCUAAUACUGUUCUGAGUAAGCCAUAAGUGGCUGAAGUUCUGUUUAUAUUAACAGUGGCAGUACCUAACUCCUUAGUACAGAGCUUUGGGAUAGCUGAGUAGGAAAGGUAUUGAAUUAUUAUGAUGUAAUGCUGACAAAAAGCCCAGCACUCACAAGAUGAUAAUAAACAGUUCCUGGUCUGAGGAGGUUAGUCUAAAC